Bombina bombina (fire-bellied toad) is the source of this 2414-nucleotide messenger RNA. Its product is annotated as oocyte zinc finger protein XlCOF22. The record is from RefSeq and is a predicted model, not a curated record. Lineage: Eukaryota; Metazoa; Chordata; Amphibia; Anura; Bombinatoridae. Gene Ontology annotation, cellular component: nucleus. Gene Ontology annotation, molecular function: RNA polymerase II cis-regulatory region sequence-specific DNA binding; DNA-binding transcription factor activity, RNA polymerase II-specific. Gene Ontology annotation, biological process: regulation of transcription by RNA polymerase II; central nervous system development. The transcript has 10 exons. The coding region runs from base 257 to 2209 and encodes 650 amino acids.
CCUGGAGCAAGAAUGUGAUUAGUCUAGGGAUUAUAGACGGAGCCAAUCAGGGGAUGUUAGAGGCGGAUACUGCAGAUACCACAAGGGGAACAGCUGUCUCAUAGGGAGCAGGUGAUUCUUUACAACAAUACCACCACUGUGGAGAGUGUUGACCAUAGACCAUCAUUGACACACAUACAUUUAAUAUUCGGUGCAAGAACAAACCAGAGAUAGAAAAAUGAAGGGUUGCAGCCUUUCAACUUCUUCAUAACAGAUCAUGGAUAAGUCCAGUAAGGAGAAAAAUAAUCUAAGUGAAAAGCUACUGAACCACGCUCUGGCGAUCGUCUACUUAUUGACUGAGGAGGUUUCACAGUUGCAUAAUCUAAAUCAAUCCACAAUGAAGAACGUCAUGAAAAAGGACGGCAAGAAAAUAGCAGAGAGGAUCUUAACUCAUGCUCGGGAGAUCAUCCGCUUGCUGACAGGAGAGGAACCCAUCAUUGCCAGUAAAUGUUCUGUUGACCAGAACCUUCGCCUGCUGUCUGAAGAGGUCCCUAAAAAGGGUGAUAAUCUUGCCGUUUAUUUCUCAGUGGAGGAGUGGAAAUAUAUAGAUGGACACAAGGAACUGUACAAAAAUGUUAUGGAAGAUCAGACUGUUAAUAGUUUGGAAGUCCCAGCAAAUGAGAACCUAGGUAACCAAGACGAAUCUCUUAAGACUGUGUCAAUUACUGAAGAAAGAGUUGGUGAAAGAAAUGAAAAGGAUAUUAUCCAGGUGAAAAUCAAAACUGAACCGUGUGCAGAGCAGGAAGCUGAACGCCAUGACGUUAUAUCAAUAAGCGACGAUGAAGAAAAUGGCGAAGGCCAAAAGGAUAUCUUGCAGGUGCAAAUCAAAUCCGAACCAUGGGCAGAUCUGCAAGAGGACACUAGAGAGAUAAUUUCAGUAAGUGAGGAAGAAGGGAAUGAAAAAGGCAGAAGAGACGUUAUGCGGGUGGAAAUCAAAUCCGAGCCGGUGACAGAAGAUUAUUUCCCAACAAACGGAUCUGUGAGCUAUAAUAUUUUGGAAGAUUCUUGCACAAUUGCUCGGGCAUCAGAGGAAAUCAUAGCUGAAAAUGUCAGUCCUUUUCUAGGAUUUCAAGGCGACAGAGUAAAUUCCUGCAAUGAAUCUGACCUUGAUACAAAUAGAAAUUCCAUUCGUAGUUCAUUAUCAUAUUAUUGGGAGCAUACAAUGUCUGCACUAAGUGAUACACUUAACAACAAUGAUGCAUUGAAGCAAAAAAUGCAAAUUAAGGCGCCAAAGAAAUUAAAAUGCACUAAAAAACGUAACAAAAAAACAGGCUAUAAAAAACGUCUAGGAGCUCAUCGAGAAAAACGGCAUCAGUGCGAUGAAUGUGGAAAGCGAUUUGAGUAUCGGUCUCGUCUUAUAGUACAUCAAAGAUCACACACAGGAGAGAAGCCUCACAGCUGUAACGUGUGCGGCAAACACUUUGCUGACAAAUCAAAUCUUGCGUCUCAUAAAAGAAUACACACAAGGGAAAAUAAUUAUACAUGCAGUGAGUGCGGCAUACAGUUUGCCUACAAGUGUAGUCUUACUGUACAUCUGCGAUCGCACUCAACUGAGAAAUCAUUUCAGUGUAACAUAUGUGACAGAGACUUUCAUUCUAGAUCGAAUCUUCUUGCGCAUAGGAAAAUCCACGCUGGUGUGAAACCGUUUGCAUGUAACGAAUGUGGAAAAUGCUUUGCUAGUAAGUCUUACCUUACUGUUCAUCAAAGAACGCACUCGGGAGAGAAACCGCAUAUGUGUAAAGAGUGCGGAAAACACUUUGCAGAUAGAUCCAACCUUAUAUCCCAUCAGAAAUCCCACUCAGGGUUAAAACCUCAUAGCUGCACGGUAUGCGGGAAAAAUUUUGCUUACAAAUAUUAUCUGAUUACACAUGAGAGAACUCACACAGGGGAGAAACCUCAUGUGUGCAACGAAUGUGGCAGGCACUUUGCCGAUAGAUCGAAUCUAAUCGCACAUCAGAAAUCGCACAAAGGGGAAAAGCCUUACCCAUGUGAUGAAUGCGGAAAAUCCUUUGCUUAUCAAUAUUUACUUAUUAUACAUCAGCGGACGCACACGGGAGAGAAGCCUCAUACGUGCAACGAAUGUGGGAGACAUUUUGCCAGCAAAUCUAAUCUUUGUGUACAUCUGCGAACACACACUGACAAUAAGCUACAGACACAGGAUGAUUCAUGAGUAGUAACAAAUUGUUGUACGUUUUUGCCUCUAGUUUUGAAUGGUUCCAACUGUAGAAUCUGUUAAUACUUGCAGUAGUUUCACUAUGACACUAACAAAAAAAGUAAUACAAUUUAUCCAUAAAUAUUAAUGUAAUAUACCCAUUUUUUGUAUUUGUUUGUGCUUAGUUAUGUAUAUGCCAGGAAUAAAAAUAUUCUUUUUGACA